UAAAAAACCAAAAAUGGCAAAUUCAAGCUCUAAUCGAAAAAAAGAAGAAAAUUUAUACCAUUCAUGGAUGAACAAUCAACAAGAAGAACUAAAAGAGCUUCAAAACGCCAUUGUUCGUGCUCGAGAAAACAAGCUAAACGAAGCCGAAUUGAAUGAGCUACUAGGGAAAAUGGUGAACAACUUUCAAGGGUACGUGAACGGCCGUAGUCGACUCGCGAGAGUCGACGUAUCGCCGUUCUUCGCCCCCACUUGGUGCACUCCUUUGGAGAAUUCUGUCUUGUGGAUAGGCGGGUGUAGGCCAUCUUUGUUCAUACGUCUGAUUUACGCGCUAUGCGGAAUCGAAAUCGAGUCUCAUAUCGCCGAGUACCUACAGGGUACAAAAAUUGGCGACUUUGCUCAACUUUCUGGUAAGCAAAUUACCAUGAUUGAUAAGUUGCAGAGACAGAUUAUUGCAGAAGAGAGAAAAUUUUCUUUAAGGUUUGCUAGCUUGCAAGAAGAUGUUGUUGAUCAACCAAUAGCUAUGGCGGCCAGAAUUUACGACACUGAAGGAGGUGAAAAUGAAAUCGAGCCUUUAAAUAAACAUGGUGAGGACAUGACAAGUUUACUAGAAGAAGCUGAUGAGUUGAGGAUGAAGACACUAAAGGAGAUAUUGGGCAUAUUGACACCAAUUCAAGGUGUGGAAUACUUAGCAGCAGCAAAGAGAAUAAGGCUAUGUUUGCAACAAUGGGGAAAGAAGAGGGAACAAGAACAUAAUAAUAAUAAAUUCGCCCAAAUUUCAUCCCGCUCUCACCUCACUAAUAUUAAGUCUCUCGUACCCGUAAUAUUAGACAAUGAGCAAGGCUUGUAUCAUUCUUGGGCUACUCUGUUCAUCAAUCUUGCUAGGGUUUAUGAUCUUUACGAUCAUUUGGUUUCACCCAUGGAAGCGUCGGCUCUGGCUGCCUACACUAUGAUCAAGUCGGCUGAUCCGUCUCUUUGGAAGCCUAUCCUCAAACGCAAUGACACGGCAGAGGGCGCGUGGAACCGUCUUGAAUCUUUUUUUCAAGACAACAAGGCCUCCCGAGCCACCCAUCUCGAAGAGGACUUUACGAACGCUGUUUUUAAAGGUUUCACCUCAAUUGACAGUUAUUGUAAUUAUUUACAAUCUCUGGCAGACAGGUUGGCUGAUGUUGAUGCUCCGGUGACUAAUAAUGGUACGAUGGAUUUUAUACAAAAUCAAGAGUCAUUGCCCCCCUUUGAAAGUUGUCGUUCCAGGUUGAAAAUGGCUGAGCGUACCAUAAAGGCUCGCCAAGCUCGUGAAAAUGGUGUGUCCGUAAGUCGGGCCGAUAGUGCUGUCAUGGUUUUCGUACCUUCUGCCUCUUCGAAUGACUCAUCUGCUAGCAACAAAAGAAACAACAAUAAUAAAAAUAGGAAUAAUUCGAAAUCAAAUGGCAAGAAAAAGGCAGCUCAACAAAGCUCAAGUGGACCCAGUGUAAGUCGGCCGCUACAUCAGCAGCACCAGUGA
Molecule: messenger RNA, 1501 nt
Organism: Solanum dulcamara
Lineage: Eukaryota; Viridiplantae; Streptophyta; Magnoliopsida; Solanales; Solanaceae
Product: protein DELAY OF GERMINATION 1-like
Exons: 5
Coding region: 14-1501 (495 amino acids)
Biological process (GO): DNA-templated transcription
Molecular function (GO): sequence-specific DNA binding
Source: RefSeq, a predicted model, not a curated record